This is a messenger RNA of Pecten maximus, 1062 nucleotides long. RefSeq lists its product as uncharacterized. The record is from RefSeq and is a predicted model, not a curated record. NCBI's taxonomy places the organism in Eukaryota, Metazoa, Mollusca, Bivalvia, Pectinida, Pectinidae. Bases 1 to 783 code for a protein of 260 amino acids. The transcript has a single exon.
AUGAAGAGAUGUUUUUCGGGUAUUUUGGAUAAGUGCAACGAACUUGGAUAUGCUCCAGAUCCAACCACGGUUAUCACAGACUUUGAACAAGCUGUAUUCAGUGCAUUGAGGGCUACAUUUGGACAACAUGUGAACUCCCGAGGAUGCUUCUACCAUCUUACACAGAACACAUGGCGCAAGGUACAGGAACUGGGACUUACAGAUUUGUACAAGACUGAUGAGAGAGUUAGGCUGUUUUGUGGCAUGUUAGAUGGACUUGCAUUGUUACCAGUUCUAGAAGUGUCCAGUGGUAUGGAUUAUAUGAAAGCCAACACUCCAGCAGGACUAGAAGAGUUAGUGGACUACUUCGACAACACAUACGUUUCGGGAACGUAUCGACGUGUCCAGCCUCCACCAGCACAGCCAGGAGGUGUUCUCCCACCAGUACGUAUGCGAAGAACGCCACCGAUGUUACCACCACAUCUUUGGAAUGUUCAUGAAGCAACCAUUCAGAAUGAGGAUCGUACCAACAACCUAUGUGAGAGCUGGAAUUACGGGUUCCAGCAGCUGAUCGGACACAACCACCAAUCUGUGUGGACGGCCAUAUAUUGUCUCAGGAAGGACCAGGCGCUGGUGGCAGCAGCAUUGCUAGCAGACUCCCGUGGUGCUCCCCCUACCAAACGUGUGAAACGUGCAACGAGAGAUCUACAAGUGAGACUUCGAAAUUUGUGUUCGGACAUUGCUUCCGGUAGGAGAAACGUUGAGGUAUUUCCUUCUUGGUGUUGGACACUGUAUACGGUUUAAAGUGCGCACUUAAACAUUAUUGUGUUAUACUCACAGACUAGUGUGUUAUGCAUGAAUCGUGGUACCGUGGUACCAAAGACGUUUCAGAUAUUAAGUGAAUGAACCUUAAUGUGUUCUAGCCACAUUGCUUGCAGACUAUGCCCAGCUAUGUUAUGCUAUUCGUGAAGCGCGUGAAAUGUUUAGUACAUGAAAUAUUUCUCAUUAUGCAGUUUGAUAGCAUGUGUUGUUAUAUGGCUGCGUGUGAUAUUAUUGAAUAAUAACAAAUUAAAAACUAUGAAA